This is a messenger RNA of Eutrema salsugineum, 1353 nucleotides long. RefSeq lists its product as uncharacterized. The coding region runs from base 152 to 1267 and encodes 371 amino acids. The transcript has 5 exons. The record is from RefSeq and is a predicted model, not a curated record. NCBI's taxonomy places the organism in Eukaryota, Viridiplantae, Streptophyta, Magnoliopsida, Brassicales, Brassicaceae.
AUCAUUCCUUUUUUUGUUUUGUUUCCAGACCCCAUGAACAAUUGAACGCCAAUUUCUUCUUCUUCUUCGUCGCUCUUUCUCAGAUUCCUACCAAGCAAGCUUCUUCGAUCUUCCUUUGCUGCAUUUUUUCGUCAGUAAAGAUUCUUCUGCAAUGGACACAAAAGCUCUAGCGAAAUCGAAGAGAGCUCACACUCAACAUCACUUCAAGAAAUCUCAUUCAGUUCAUAAGCCGAAAGGAGUUACAGAGACUUCCAAAAAUCCAGAGAAGAAGCCGCAAGGAAACCAAACCGGGGCUCUGAAAACAAAGAGUCCGGUUCAAUCUCGCCGUGUAUCUGCACUACCGUCGAAUUGGGACCGGUACGAUGAUGAACUCGAUCUUGGUUUGGAUAAUGCUUCUGGAGAUUCGUCGACGAGUGAAGUUAUUGUGCCAAAAAGCAAAGGAGCAGAUUAUCUGCAUUUGAUAUCUGAAGCUCAAGCUGAGUCUCAAUCAAAGAUUGAAACCAAUUCAGAUUGUUUAUCAUCGUUAGAUGAUCUUUUACACGAUGAAUUUAGUCGUGUGGUUGGAUCUAUGAUCUCGGCUAGAGGGGAAGGUAUACUUUCAUGGAUGGAAGAUGACAACUUCAUUGUUGAAGAAGAUGGCUCAGCUUCUAACCACGAGUUCCUCUCCUUGAACUUGAAUGCACUGGAGAAAAUGCUAGAGAAAGUGGAUUUGCAUGAGAGACUCUACAUUGAAGCUGAUGUUUUGCCUCCUGAGCUGUGUACAGUUCAAUCAAAUGUGAGCCACGAUGAAGAACCGUGUCAUUCAAAAGAUAUCACAAUGAGGCUAAAUGAGCCGGUUCAACAAGAAGAAUCAUCGGUCUUGGAGGCUGAGUCUCUGGAUCAAGUCAAGGACAUACCAAUACUCACAGACCAGUCAGAGAAAUCUUCAGAAAUUGAAGCUGAUAUAGAUUUGCUCCUCAACUCGUAUAGUGAUGAGCCUAACUCAGUGGCUAGUGCCUCAAGUACAUCCAUUCAGAAAUCUUCAGCUUUUGAAGAUGAGUUGGAUUCUCUGCUCAACUCUCGUAGUGAGGCAGAACCAUUCAACAAACCAGCGAAGCCAUCUGAUCAAAAGCUUAAGUCGACGGGUUUUGAUGACGUGCUUGAUGAUUUGCUCGAAAGUACUUCAGUAUCGAUCAAACCACAGCAGAGCCAGACCUCUUCAUCGUCCUCCUCCGUUGGAAAAUCCAAAGUUUUAGAUGAGUUUGAUUCUUGGUUAGAUACGAUUUGAUUUACAUAUGUUAGCUUCAUACUUUUUGUAAUCUAUAAAAGAAAGAUUAACAUUUGGUAAUGGCUCUUCAAAUCUUCUUUUGAUCA